Molecule: messenger RNA, 552 nt
Organism: Rotaria sp. Silwood2
Lineage: Eukaryota; Metazoa; Rotifera; Eurotatoria; Philodinida; Philodinidae
Source: the annotation of a GenBank genome assembly
AUGUAUCAUCCGACAAGUUUUUGUGUUAAGCUUCAAGUUCAUUUUGGCGGUGAUGUACAUGAAAUAUCUGUACCUGCUUAUGGUGGUGCUGAACCAACUGUUGCAGAUUUAAUGAAUGCAGUAGAACAUAACUUUCGUGUACCACGUGAAUUACAAAAUCUUGUCUUUCAAGGACAAGAAUUACAUUCACGAUCAAAUGAACCAUUAAGUCAUUUUGGUAUUAGAAAUGGAGUUCCUAUUCGAUUAGUAGGUCGAAUGGUUUCACCGGAUAAAAUUAAUCCAAUUAACACUCAUUCAUAUCAACAACCAUAUUAUACUGAACAAUCUAAUACAGUUGCAACAUUUCAUACUAAUGAACAAAGUUUACCGUACUAUCAUGAACAAUUUAGAUCUGUAGAAAAUGCAUCAGUUGGCACUCAGUAUGAUCCACCUCUACCUUCUCCUGAUAAAAAUCAAUCGUCUUCAAUGCCAGAUCAAGGACAAAUAUCUCAACAUUCAAAUGACGACGAGCAUAAGCCACCAACUACACCUAAUUCAUCAGACAAAAAAUGA